CAGUGAAGUCAACAAAGAUCGUCUACGGAGGGAUGGCGCAAAAGGAAAGUUGUUCAAUGGUUUGAGUCCACUGAUUUGGGGUCCGAGUGAGCGCUCUUCGCUUUUGUGGAGCUCGGGCUCGGCGGCAAUAUGGCUCCGUUGCCCAAGUCGACUUUGACAAGUUGGAGGAUAUUUUCAGCUUGUUUGCGACUUCGCUCUUCUCUCAGCUCUGAAAUGAUGGACAAGAAAGCCACGUGGGACCGCCUGUACGCCGAAAGCAGCACCAAGGCGAGCACGUUCAAGACCUUCGAGUGGUUCUUCGGCUUUGAAGCGGCGCAAAACUUCAUCGUGCCUUUACUGCGGACCGCGGCCAGACCCGAGGCGGCGCUUCAAGUCCUGGACGUGGGCUGCGGCACCUCCGCUUUGGGUCCCUCCCUGUACCAACGCUGUCCCACGCCGGUUCGGGUCACGUGCGGUGACAUUUCCGCCGCGGCCGUACGACUCAUGCGGGAGCACGUCCGGGCCGAAGCCGUCCGCCCCGGCAACGGUUGCUCGCGGCUGGCCUUCGUGGAGCUCGACUGCACGCAGCUGCACAGGCACUUUGCUCCCGGCAGCGUGGACCUCAUCGUGGACAAAGGCACCACGGACGCCCUGUUGAAAUCCAAGGACGGGAAGCGAAACGCCGGCCUGGCGCUCGGGCAGUGCUUGAAGGCGCUGCGCCACUCGGGGUCUCUGCUGCAGUUCUGCGACGAGGAUCCGGAUGCCAGGCUGCUGUGGCUGGAGACGGAAGCGCCGGCUGCACGUGUCCACGUGCAGGAAGUGGGGGAGCUGAGGGGCGUUUUUUACUACUGCUAUCGAGUGACCCCCGUCCCGAACCCGCGGCACUGACCGUGUGGAUCAUUUUUUCAUGUGACUGUGCAAAGUUUGAUCUCGAUGCAGUUGAAAUUUAUGGUGCGCAAAUAAUAAAACCAAUCUCCGUUCAA
Molecule: messenger RNA, 962 nt
Organism: Syngnathoides biaculeatus (alligator pipefish)
Lineage: Eukaryota; Metazoa; Chordata; Actinopteri; Syngnathiformes; Syngnathidae
Gene: cskmt
Product: citrate synthase lysine methyltransferase
Exons: 2
Coding region: 130-867 (245 amino acids)
Source: RefSeq, a predicted model, not a curated record